Molecule: messenger RNA, 4959 nt
Organism: Alternaria postmessia
Lineage: Eukaryota; Fungi; Ascomycota; Dothideomycetes; Pleosporales; Pleosporaceae
Exons: 3
Coding region: 1-4959 (1652 amino acids)
Source: RefSeq, a predicted model, not a curated record
AUGGGGAGUCGACCUGGCGGAACGCCAGACGUCGACAACGACCGCCAUGGCCACCAGACACUCCAGCGACCCCAGAUGCCCGCCUCCAUGUCUGCACCCGCAGGCCGCCUGCCUCGACUGCUGCCCGCCGACCUUUCUUCCUACAGCGACUCGUACCUGCCGACUGCAGCCAUCCCACCGUCUGCGACUUCCCUCGCCGAACUCGCUCAUCUAAUACGCCUCCAGGGCUACCAAGAGCAGCGCAAGACCCACGCCCGCGUGCGCCUACACAGGUGGCUGGUCUCUAGCGCCCUCUCCGCACGUCUGGUACACUGCGGAGAGCUUGCCUACCGCACGCUGGUGGAUAACUUCCGGUCGGACGACAAGAAGUCCUUCGCAUCCCUAUACAAUGCCCUGAACGAUGUCCGCAACUCAUGCGAUGCCACGAGACAAUACGCCCUUUUGGAGCCGGAUCUGGAGUUUGGCAAGUCCAAGAACAUGAAGAGCGAGAAGCCCCUCUCUGCUUCAACUUUCCUCAAUGAAGUUCCGUCCAAGAUUUUGGACAAUCUUCUAGAUUUCAUUUCUGAGAUCCGCACCAAUCCUGAAUUUCUUGCUGCUCGCAUUUCCAGUCUUUCGCAGCAAGAGCUCACUUCUCUUACGUCUUUCCGUCAGACCAUGGAUCCCAUUGACUCGGUCAUGUUUGCAAACGCCCGCAGCCGCAAUGCAUCCUCGCAAAAGCCCCAACAGCAAGGAACGAGUCCAGUAGAACGUCUGUUGUCUUUUCAGCGCCACGACCCGUUGUCUGCCCUAGUCUACACCAUAUUCGCCAACUCGUCCGGACCCGACUCAGCCGAGGACCUCCGCCGCACUGAUGUAUGGGCCACUGUUUGUGCCAAAUUAAUCAAGAACAACAACCCAAACUUCAUCAGAACUGUACUUGAUGUCUGGGCAGGUAUGCGAGAGUGGCCUGGCAAGACCAAUUUGGAGCUUUAUCUUAUGCAGACCCUACAGGACGGCCAGUUUCUGCUAGAGAAGCCAGAAGAACAGGCAGCACGACCCGGAAUGCCGGUCCAACGUUCGACCAAAGAUACCAUUGCAGUAGACGAGUUCUUUGACAAGGCUGUCAAACGCUUGUUCGAAGUCGUUGAUGAUGAGCCUAGUGCCGGCGGUAUCCCGGAAGGCGUCCUAGAAAUUGGAAAUGCCAUCCUCCGAAAGCUAGAGGACGAGAAGAACGUCCGCAGGGCUUCUCAAAACUUCUUCGUUUCGCGUUGGCUAUUCUCUACUUUCCUGAUGAACGCCAUCAUUCAUCCUGAGGCAUGUUUACCCUUGUCGAUACGAGGCCACCACAUCAGCGAGCAUGCCCGCAUAAAAAUUCUGAAGGAGGUUGCCAUCCGAGCGCAGAAAUACGUCGUGGACAUGACCUACAACUGGCAAAAGAAAGUACCGAUACUUCCAGAGAUCCGAACACAUAUCGAAAACAUCUUGGCCCGAUUUAAGCACACUAAAACUCCCUCGAAGCCAAUUUUACUACCUGCAAAGGCCAUCACGUCACCUAGGGAAACUGUGGAAGUUCAGCCCUUCAUUGUUCUCUCUCCGGCAGACAUUGUGACCUUGGUUAAUGCCCUCUUCCCAGAGCGCCGACCAUCAUCGAGCCAUAUGGACAACGACAGCCAGCGCCGUACUGGUCUUGCUUCAUCUGCUUCAUCCAUGUCCGGGAUGUCAGUACCAUUCCGGAAUGCCGCCGCUUCCGUGACUGAUGCAAGCUCUAUUCUGAGUGCCAGUGCCUCUUCCAUGACCAGUGACCAGACGUCGCGAGAGCCGCUCCUGGACGGCAAUCCAGCAUCAACCGACUCGGAAAAUGAGAUGAAGCCAGUACCAACAGAGCAAUACGGAAAACAGCUGCGAUCAGCGUGUUCUGAGAUGACUCGCAUUCUAGGUUUCGAGGCGACAUCGGGUUCAUGCCAUCCGUGCGCAGAGCGAUGGGCUGUCCUUUACAUCUCCGCUGAUGGAAAGCAGCUGAAGCCGCGUAUGCGCAAGGAUUUUGAUGAUGAAGAUGAGCACGAUGAAGAUUCACCAGACAGUGACAGCAGUGACGACGAGGAUGGCGGGAACAGGUUCGAUCUUGGAAAUGACUACCACCAGUUGAAAGAGGCCAUUGCCAAGCUGGUUGAAGAGUACGAGAUUCCAAAAGAACUGGCACCCGACAGCGAAUCGAAGAAUUUCAGCAACCGAAUGACAACCCGCAAGAGCACACGUGGACGCGGCCCGGUACGCAAUGUUAGCGACAAUCUUGGCUCACGCAAUCCGUACAACUCAACACAGAGCCAAAGUCAGCUCACAAACAUGAUUGCAAGUCAAAGAAACGUCUCAUCUCGACGCUCACCACAAUUCCCAAGGAGCCACAGCAACCCGCAAGUCGGCGAAAAGCAAGAGAACAAUUCUGUUCUUGUUACAAUGCUCGAGACAGCCAUGUACCAGUGCCAAGCACGAUCUGAUUUCGUCAAUGCGCACAUGUACUACAAGACCUUGCAAAGUUUGAAAAGACUCAGCUCUCCCACAUUGGUCAAGAAUGGGUAUGCCGCUCUCCUCAACUACUUCUCUCGCGGUCCGCGUGAUCUCCUUAGCAAAGCAGCCAACGCCAUCGAAGAGUUCGAGGCCUGGUUCGUAUGGCUCAAGCAAUCACAGGAGCGAUCAGAUGGUAUGGUUGAAGAGAUGAUGAUUACAUUCAAGAACCUCCGCGACAAGAUGUGGUACAUUACAGAUGUUCGUACCUCGAAGCCAUACGAAGACGCCAGAAACGUCGCGCUUGCCCUCAAGAUCAUGGAACAACAGUCGAAGACGCUUAGUACCAGAGGUCCUUCUGGUUCCCAGCCACGGAGCACCAAUAGCUUCUUACGGCAAAAUGAAGCUCAACUCGUUGACCUCAUGUCCGCCACUCAAGAUUUCGGUGGUCCAAACAAGCUGUCCGAUGAGCAGUCGCAGAUCACCCUGAAAUGGCUCAUGCAAUACGGCGUAGAGAACUUCUGCAAGGGCGAAGAGCGGAUACAUCGUUUCUGCCUUGAAGUCGACAAGUGCGUCACUAAGAUCAUUGGCGAGGGUGUUCUGGACGGACCCGUUCUUUGGUCCAGCGACUUAUACAAGCGCGAUCAACAAAUUCUAGAAAGUGGACGACAGAAGGGUGAUCUGUUCUUGACUGGUGUCGGCACGCUCUCUAUCGCUGGCGACGAAGAGUACGAGACCCAUGGCCGGCCUGGUUCACGUAGUCAUGACUUUUCGCAACGACCAAGCCAGGGCAGUCUACGUGCCGCAGCCAACCGAAAUGGAUCUUCCAGCUUCGAUCAGAGUCCCUGGGGAAGGAAUCCCAUGGACUCUCACGACUACUUCGGUGGCUCUUCACCUGUCUUGUCGAUCGACUCUGUGGCUACUUUCUGGUCGCCGUUCCAAACUCAAGCGCAGUCGCCCACCAAUGCGACCAGCAUUCGUCCACGUACCGCAUCGUCUUCAAAGGGUACAGUGAUGCUGAAGCAAUCUGCAAUGGUCAACGAAGACAAGCGUCGUUUCAUGCUCGAUUUGAAGCAAACACUCACAGGCCUUCUCUUGAGUGAUCUCGGAACGAUGGUUUUCGCCAACGGGAGCGAGACCGACUCGUGGUUCUGUGGUGAUCUACUUGACGACGUCUUCGAGCGCAGGGACGAAGAAGAGCGCAAGCGCAAGAAGCAACUUGCCAAGAAGAGCAUGAAGAACAUUCGAAAGCAGACGCUACCUGAUCAACGUAACCUGCCCUUGGAGACGCUUGGCCGCAACGAGCGGGGUUCAGCUGCCCCACCUGUUGCGACAUUCCAACAUGCUAGCGCAUCCGAUGCUCAUCAAUCAGCUGGUGAGCAUUCUUCAGCCUCAAGCGAUGCAACUUCACGUUCGGUUGGCAAUGCCACAGCGAAGAAGGCUGGACUCCUCGAGUUCCCCUACAACGUUGCUUUCCGGCGGCUGCUAGGCAGAUUUCAAACACAUCCCAAUCCCUUCUCCAAGCUCCAUGCAUUGUACGAGCUGGAGUUGCUCAUCAUAGCGUCUUUGUCUUCUCGAACAGGUCGCUCCUACAAUAACCGUCGCGAAACACUUCCUCCAGUUCCCCAAUCGCCUACUCUUGGCACCAUGCCGGAACUCAGCUCUCGUGAGCCAGCUACGCAGACUUCUCGUGCACAGAACCUGGAAGAGGCAAUUGCCAACUGCGAGGAACGCCGCUCCCACAGCAUGAAUGUAGAGCGCGCUAGCAACGCCUCUCCUCUGCCUCGUAACGGUGCACGCUCUCCGGUUGGACCACCAAGCACAGACAUGAUUGUUGAAGUCAUCCAGGGCCUCUUCCGCGAUGCCAACAUUCGACCCAAGACACUGUUCCGAGACCUACAAUACAUAGCAUCUUUUGUACCCGCACAGAUGCUGGACAAGACUGCGCGAGGCAAGGCAUUCUGGGAUGUUGGCCUUGCUGCCCUUGGCCUCAAGCAAGAUGUCUGCCGGAUCAUGGUUGAGCUUGUUGACGAAGUCAUCACCCAAAACUCUAAGCGAGAUGCAGGCAAAGUCAGCAGUGGUGGUGCUGCCGAGAAGGCGGGCGUACCAUCCACCGCACUGGCUCCGGUCGACGAACCACUAUCCAAGUACACUAUGGAGGAUGCCGGGCGCAUGCUUCUUAUUACUGCCAAGGAAGGCGACGCAGUUGCUGAGCGUGAGCUUGCCAUCUUUUACCUCACUUCACCCGAGCUCGUUCAUCGCACUGUAUUGCCACUCACCAGGCCCAGCGAGGUCUUCAAGACUGAGCUUCUCAACCGUGAGAGGAGAGCGUCACAGGAUCCCGCUCGCAGCGAUCCAAUGACCAUGUGUGUUGCACAGCACUGGAUGGAGCAGUCCAUGAAGGGUGGCGAUCAACUUGCCGCCAAGUACUUGCGCCAGCGCAGCGAGCUGGAGAACAUCAACCCGAGUAGGGCAUAG